This is a messenger RNA of Scheffersomyces amazonensis, 887 nucleotides long. It is a transcript of the gene DPM1, whose product is annotated as dolichyl-phosphate beta-D-mannosyltransferase. Gene Ontology annotation, cellular component: endoplasmic reticulum membrane. NCBI's taxonomy places the organism in Eukaryota, Fungi, Ascomycota, Pichiomycetes, Serinales, Debaryomycetaceae. Gene Ontology annotation, molecular function: dolichyl-phosphate beta-D-mannosyltransferase activity. The record is from RefSeq and is a predicted model, not a curated record. Gene Ontology annotation, biological process: protein O-linked glycosylation via mannose; GPI anchor biosynthetic process; dolichol-linked oligosaccharide biosynthetic process. The transcript has a single exon. The coding region runs from base 73 to 792 and encodes 239 amino acids.
ACAAUUUAUCAAGAAUUGUAAUUGAAAUUGAAAUUUCAAUAUAUUAUACUAAAUAAGUUAUUCACAAGCAAAAUGACUACCGACAAAUAUUCUAUUAUAUUGCCCACAUAUAAUGAGAGGAGAAACUUACCAAUUCUCAUAUAUUUAUUGUCUAAAACCUUUGAACAACAUAAGAUUAAUUGGGAAGUAAUUAUUGUUGAUGAUGCUUCACCUGAUGGAACUCAAGAUGUAGCUAAGAAAUUAAUUGAUAUUUUUGGUAAAGAUCAUAUUCAAUUAAGAGCAAGAGCUGGGAAAUUAGGUUUAGGUACAGCUUAUGUUCAUGGAUUACAAUUUGUUACUGGUAAUUUUGUAAUUAUUAUGGAUGCCGAUUUCUCUCAUCAUCCUGAAGCAAUUCCCGAAUUUAUUGCCAAACAAAAAUCUCAAGAUUUUGAUAUUGUAACUGGAACAAGAUAUGCAGGUGAUGGAGGAGUAUUUGGUUGGGAUUUAAAGAGAAAAUUAGUUUCUAGAGGUGCUAACUUUUUAGCUGCCACAGUAUUAAGACCAAAUGUUUCUGAUUUAACUGGUUCAUUUAGAUUAUAUAAAAAGGAUGUAUUAGCCAAAAUUAUUGAUGAAACAAAAUCAAAGGGUUAUGUUUUCCAAAUGGAAAUGAUGGUUAGAGCAAGAUCUUUAGGAUUUAGAAUUGGUGAAGUUCCAAUUAGUUUUGUUGAUAGAUUAUAUGGUGAAUCCAAAUUAGGGGGUGAUGAAAUCGUUGGAUACUUAAAGGGGGUAUGGACUUUAUUCACAAGCGUAUAAAACUUGUAUAAUUUUAAGAAUUAGCUUUAAUGUAUACUAUUAAAUAUCAUAUUAAUUGAAUUGAAAUUGUAGUAGAAAACAGAAAUGUCUAUAUG